UAUUGACAGCAGCGGUAUUUUUUUGUCUUUGCAGAGAAGUAAAGAUUUAAGACAAUCAGGCAACAUCUUCGUGGUGAGCUUGUCUGUAGCCGACCUGGUGGUGGCACUGUACCCGUACCCUUUGGUCCUGACAGCAAUCUUCCACAGUGACUGGACCAUGGGAGACCUGCACUGUCAGGCCAGUGGCUUCAUCAUGGGCCUCAGCGUCAUAGGCUCUAUAUUCAACAUCACAGCCAUUGCCAUCAACCGCUACUGUUACAUCUGCCACAGCCUCCACUACGACCGCCUGUACAGCCUGAGGAACACCUGCUGCUACCUGGGCCUCACUUGGUUGCUCACAGCCAUCGCCACAGUGCCCAACUUCUUUGUUGGUUCUCUACAGUACGACCCUCGCAUCUACUCCUGUACCUUCGCCCAGACGGUCAGCUCGUACUACACCAUAUCAGUGGUGGUUAUUCACUUCCUGAUUCCACUGCUGGUCGUAUCCUAUUGCUACAUGAGGAUAUGGGUACUUGUGAUUCAAGUGAAACAUCGAGUCAAACCUGAUCAAAGGACUAGGCUGAAACCUAGUGAUGUAAGGAACUUCCUGACAAUGUUUAUGGUGUUUGUGUUGUUUGCUGUGUGCUGGGCUCCACUGAACCUCAUAGGCCUGGCUGUAGCUAUAAACCCUGUGAAAGUUGCACCAAAUAUACCAGAGUGGCUCUUUGUCACAAGCUAUUUCAUGGCAUACUUCAAUAGCUGCCUCAAUGCCAUCAUAUACGGACUGCUAAACCAAAACUUUCGGAAGGAGUACAAGACAAUCCUUCUGGCUCUGUGCAUCCCACGUUUGCUGCUCAUGGAAACUUCCAGGUGUGUCACAGAGGGACUGAAGAGUAAGCCUUCGCCAGCUGUAACGAACAACAACGUAGCAGAGUUAAAUGUACAAACUUGUGUGUAA
Nematolebias whitei (Rio pearlfish) is the source of this 937-nucleotide messenger RNA. Its product is annotated as melatonin receptor type 1C-like. Lineage: Eukaryota; Metazoa; Chordata; Actinopteri; Cyprinodontiformes; Rivulidae. Gene Ontology annotation, cellular component: membrane. The record is from RefSeq and is a predicted model, not a curated record. Gene Ontology annotation, molecular function: melatonin receptor activity. Gene Ontology annotation, biological process: G protein-coupled receptor signaling pathway. The annotation marks the transcript as partial. The transcript is spliced from 2 exons.